AAAUUAAGAGGUCACAAGCAGGGCCAGUGGGCCGAAUUUUCCGGGCCAAUUACCUCUUUUUCUCAAGGUUUUACUAGCUAAAAACAAAGGGUGCUCACAAUGUCGUCUCCUAAUUCUGAAACUGCCUUGGAGGCUGGAGCAGAGACUAGCCAUCAGUACAUCGACCCAAUUAAAAGAAUAAAAAGCGUUGAACAUGUAGCAGCAUGGGAGAAAUCUCAGGCAUACCAAGAUUUCAUGGGUUUCAUCAUGUUAGUGAACACGUCUGUAAAGGGCAAAAAAAUCACAGAGUGUACUACUAGUUCCGAGAUUUGCAAGAAACUGAUCGAGAUGCUGGACACUUUAAACACGUGGAUGGAUGAAAUGCCUCCCACGGACCAACCACAGCGCUAUGGCAACAAAGCUUACAGAGAUUGGCACAAGAAACUAUGUGAAAGUUCGGAAUCGUUAAUCCAAGCAGUUGUGCCCGAGGAGCAACACCCAGCUGUCCGGGAACUCAAGGGCUACCUGAACGACGGCUUCGGGAACGCCACGCGGAUAGACUACGGCUCCGGCCACGAGAUGAACUACGCAGCGUUCCUGUGCUGCCUGUACAAACUACGGGUCCUAACAGAAGCUGAGUCCAUGGAAGUUGCACUGGGAGUUUUUAAAAGGUACUUAGAGGUAACCAGACGACUACAAACGUGGUACCACAUGGAACCGGCAGGAAGUCACGGCGUGUGGGGACUGGACGACUUUCAAUUUAUACCCUACAUCUGGGGCAGUGCACAGCUAACAACUCAUGCACCACUCUUGCCGAAAGAUUUCAGUGAACAGAAAAUGGCAGUUGAGCACAGCAAAGAGUACAUGUUCAUGGAAUGCAUUCGAUACAUCCAUGAAUGCAAGACAGGGCCAUUCUUUGAGCAUUCACCAACUCUCUGGGGGAUGACGUCGGUACCUUAUUGGGAGAAGAUUAACACAGGACUCGUCAAGAUGUACAAAGCAGAGGUUUUACAGAAGUUUCCUAUCGUGCAGCAUUUUCUAUUUGGGACCGUCUUGAGUUUUGAGAAAGCAACUUGAGUCGUCCUAGUGUCUUUUAUUUUGUAUUUAAAAUAUACACAUGU
Molecule: messenger RNA, 1100 nt
Organism: Patiria miniata (bat star)
Lineage: Eukaryota; Metazoa; Echinodermata; Asteroidea; Valvatida; Asterinidae
Product: serine/threonine-protein phosphatase 2A activator-like
Exons: 9
Coding region: 100-1056 (318 amino acids)
Biological process (GO): mitotic spindle organization
Cellular component (GO): cytoplasm; nucleus; protein phosphatase type 2A complex
Molecular function (GO): protein tyrosine phosphatase activator activity; peptidyl-prolyl cis-trans isomerase activity
Source: RefSeq, a predicted model, not a curated record